This is a messenger RNA of Kwoniella botswanensis, 933 nucleotides long. RefSeq lists its product as uncharacterized. The transcript has 10 exons. The coding region runs from base 1 to 933 and encodes 310 amino acids. The record is from RefSeq and is a predicted model, not a curated record. NCBI's taxonomy places the organism in Eukaryota, Fungi, Basidiomycota, Tremellomycetes, Tremellales, Cryptococcaceae.
AUGUCUAGUCCAGCUGCUUCUCCCUCUCAACAGUCUACCUCUACAAAAUUACUUCCUACCGAUCCACCUAUGGUGGCUAAUCCUUUAGGAGAGGGCAAGUAUAUCCAAACUGCUGGAUGUAUCAUCAUCGGAGAUGAAGUGCUUAAUGGGAAAACGAAAGAUACCAAUUCCAACUUCUUUGCUCAAUUUUGUUUCGAUCUUGGAAUUGAACUGAAACGUAUAGAGGUUAUUGCGGAUGAUGAAGAUGAAAUCGUCGAAGCUGCCCGACGAAUGACGGAGAAAUACGAUUUCGUAGUUACCUCAGGUGGGAUCGGACCCACUCAUGAUGAUAUAACCUAUCAAUCCCUCGGUAAAGCAUUCAACCUUCCCCUGCGACAUGAUCCCGAGACACUGAAGCGGAUGUGGGAAUUAUCUACCCCGCAACGAAAAGAGGAAUUAUCAAAGGCUACUCCUGCUCAGAAAGAGGCCAGAGAGAGGAUGGCUCUUUUCCCUACUAAUGUAGACAAAGAUGAGAAUAAAAGUAAGAGUGAGGUGAUUUUUGUGGAAGGGGAUAAGUGGGUUCCUGUGGUCAGACUUGGUGGCAAGUUAUGCGUCUUCCCUGGUAUUCCCUCAUUGUUUCAACAACUCUUACUUGCCUUGACACCCUAUCUACCUUUACCUCCUGCAUCUAGUAAACCGUUCAGACAUCUCAUAUAUACUUCUAAACCUGAAUCUGUGAUCGCACCAUACUUGACGGAAUUACAAGCUAGGGUCAAAAAGGAAGGUAUAAGGAUCGGAUCUUAUCCUUACUUGUAUUCCGGCGUACAUGUCAGUCUCAUAGGGCAUGAUAUAGAUCGAGUAAGAGAAUUAGGACAGGAGGUCGUUAGAGAGGUCGAUGGUAAAGUUGUAUCUGAAGGUAAAUUAGGGAAUGAGACUGAGAAGGCAAAGGUAUAG